Messenger RNA from Urocitellus parryii (Arctic ground squirrel), 2983 nucleotides. It is a transcript of the gene Traf3ip3, whose product is annotated as TRAF3 interacting protein 3. Lineage: Eukaryota; Metazoa; Chordata; Mammalia; Rodentia; Sciuridae. The record is from RefSeq and is a predicted model, not a curated record.
UAGAGAAUAGUGAUAUGUUUAGUCGAGGAAGAAGGGGGCAGUGCACUUUACAGAGGUGGGACACAGGCUAGAAGCAGGAAAUUGCUUUUGUUAGAUUUUUAUGAGUACCUUAAGGAUUAAGCACAGGAGUCCUGACUCCCAGUGGGAAACCACUUCAUCCUCAGUUUUCAACCCACAGGAUAGAGCCCUGUGCUAUUUCUGCCCCCUGAUUUGGGAAGAUAGUCAUUUUUCUGCCCAUCUUCUGGCUCCUCCCUCUUGGCAUUUGGCAGAUCCAGGCAGCUAUUCAAGGAACUGGAAGCCAAGCACAACAGGUGCUUCAGAGGUCAUCAUGAUCAGCCCAGACCCCAGGCCCUCCCCUGCCUUGGCCCGGUGGGCUGAGAGCUAUGAGGCCAAGUGUGAGCGCCGGCAGGAGACCCGUGAAAGUCGCCGCUGUCGCCCCAACGUGACUACUUGCCGCCAGGUGGGGAAGGCACUAAGGACUCAGCACAGAGAGCAGCUCCAGAGAGCUCGACAACUGCAGUUCUUCAGGAGGAGGAACCUGGAAGUGGAAGAGAAAGGCCAGGCUCAGCGUCCCUGGGCCAGGGAGCAAGUUCCCUCCAGCAAGAAAGGCCAGGCAGCUGUCCUCAAGGAGGCCUUGUCUGCUAACAGGAUCUCUUUUCCAGGACAGCAGGUGACAGGGACCAACACCAAUGUCUUUCCAACCCCACAUCACCCUCUCUCAAGUGUCCAGAGGGUUGGGGCUGACCACCACUCCUCACAGGCAAGGGCCUUUCCACCACAAGACUCUCCCAUCAAGAAACCUCACAAACACCAUCGUGGUACUCAGACAAAGACAGAAGAGGCACAGCCAACAAUUAAGAAUGACGCCAGUCAGCAAACCAGUUAUGGAGUCGCAGUUCUGGAUAAGGAAAUCAUCCAACUUUCUGAGUACCUCAAAGAGGCCCUACAAAGGGAAUUGGUCCUAAAGCAGAAAAUGGUGAUUCUCCAAGACCUGCUAUCUACCCUGAUUCGGGCCUCUGACAGCUCUUGGAAGGGACAGCUUAAUGAGGACAAACUGAAGGGCAAACUAAGGUCCUUGGAAAACCAACUCUAUACCUGUACCCAGAAAUACUCCCCUUGGGGAAUGAAAAAGGUGCUAAUGGAGAUGGAAGACCAGAAAAACAGUUAUGAGCAGAAGGCCAAAGAAUCACUACAAAAAGUGCUGGAAGAGAAAAUGAGUGCAGAGCAGCAACUGCAGAGCACACAGCGGUCCCUGGCUCUGGCAGAGCAGAAAUGUGAAGAGUGGAGGAACCAAUAUGAGUCUCUAAAAGAGGACUGGAGGGCCCUCGGGACCCAACACAGAGAGCUGGAGAGCCAACUUCAUGUGCUUCAGUCUAAACUACAGGGAGCAGAUAGUAGAGACUCACAGAUGAACCAAGCCCUGCGACUUCUGGAGAAUGAGCACCAGGAACUGCAGGCCAAGAUUGAACGCCUGCAAGGGGACAGAGAUCUGUGCAACUCAGAUACCCAGGACCUUCAAGAUAAACUAAAGAGGUCAGAGGAAGAAAAAAUUGCCCUGAUGACCAGAAUACAGCAGUUGCAGAGUCUGCUUCAGAAUCAAUCCUUACAGCUUCAAGAACAGGAGAAACUCUUAAAGAAAGAUGAGGCUUUGCCUGUGUGUAGUGCAAAGCCCUCCCACAAUGAAGUGGAGCCUGAGAGUGCAGGGAAGGAGAAAGACUGGGAUCUCAGAGACCAGCUGCAGAAGACGACUUUGCAAUUCCAGGCCAAGGAAAAAGAGUGCAGAGAACUGCAUUCGGAGUUAGACAACCUCAGUGAYGAGUACCUCUCCUGCAUGCGUAAGCUGCAGCACUGUCGAGAAGAGCUGAACCACAGCCAGCAGCCACCUCCCAGAGUAAGAGGGUCCAUCUUCCUGUACAAAUGGUGGUGGGAUGAUUUCUUUUUUAGCCAAGUCUUACAGAUAAAAUUUGCCAGCACAUGUCAAUAUCUAGUCAUCCUGUCUAUUCUGCUUGAUUUUGUCCAUGCUGAAAGUAUAGCAGUCUUGAAACACUGACUCAUGUACAUAAGUCCAAUUCCAUGGAAUUCUUGAGGGCUGAGGGGAAGAUUUGCUAUAGGCUGAGCAUCCCUAAGCUGAAUGUUCAAAAUCAGAAAUGCUCUGAAUACUCUGCCUAUUCUGCUUGAUUUAGUCCAUGCUGAAAGUAUAGCAGUCAUGAAACACUGAUUCAUGCAUCCAAGUCCAAUUUCUGUGGAACUCUUAAGGCCUGAGGGAAAGAUUUGCUAUAGGCUGAGCAUUUUUAAGCUGAAUGUUCAAAAAUAGGAAUUCUCUGAAUACAAAACUUUUUGAGCAUUGACAUGAUGUUCAAAAAGUUUCAGAUUUUAGAGUAUUUGGUGUUUCAGAUUUUUUUUUUUUUCAUGAGAUCUGCUCAACUGGUAAAGUCUAGGCAAAUAUUACUAAAUCUGAAAACCUCCAAAAUUUGAAACACUUCUGGUCCUAAGUAUUUCAGGUAAGGGAUUCUCAAGCUGCAUUAACUCAAGUAUGAAAGGAUGUUCUUUUAGUCUAUUGCCAGCAUGAUGUCAAGGACAGGGAAGGACAACAAAGGUACUAAGGCAUACAAAGAGAAUAAUAUUAUUUUGCUGAAUUAUUUUCCACCCUGAAUUUUUCACAUCAGCAUUUAAAUGUUUGGCCCCUACUGGACAUGGUCCCUGGGUCAGGGACCACUAGUAAAGUGGUUUUAUCCCAAGAGAGGUGACAGAAAGUGAGACAGUGAAGUAAAAAGCUUUUUCUAGCACCAACCCAAGGUCUUCCAUUGGGCUACAAUAGGAAGGGGUGCUUUUGCCCAUAUUUUCUCUAAGUGACUUAUGGCUACUUUCUUCUGUCUCCCUUCCCUCCACACAGAAGCAAUGUGGUCAGUGGCUCCCCAUCCUGACGGUGGUGAUUGCUAUAGCACUGGCAGUAUUCCUGGCCAACAAAGAUAACCUGAGAAUC